Erpetoichthys calabaricus (reedfish) is the source of this 2528-nucleotide messenger RNA. RefSeq names its product cation channel sperm-associated auxiliary subunit delta-like. Bases 68 to 2317 code for a protein of 749 amino acids. The record is from RefSeq and is a predicted model, not a curated record. Gene Ontology annotation, biological process: flagellated sperm motility; sperm capacitation. The transcript has 22 exons. Gene Ontology annotation, cellular component: sperm principal piece; CatSper complex. NCBI's taxonomy places the organism in Eukaryota, Metazoa, Chordata, Cladistia, Polypteriformes, Polypteridae.
CUACACUGGAGGAUUAAGCAGGUAAGCCACAGUGAGGCAAAGCGGCUGGACAAGUAACAUCUGUAAAAUGGGCCGUGCACUGUACAUGGUGGUUCUGUCAGUAGUAUGUCUUUACUGUUCUGUUUCUGCCUGCAAAAAAUCAAGACGGUCUUACUCUAUGAUUAAAAAAUUUAUCAAGCCACCACUGCAGGUGGAAUUACAGUAUGCAUUCAGUGAUGACGCCAUUGUGAAAGACCACUGCAGUCCAACACAGAAACUUUACAUGGGUAAAAAGGUGGUCCUAACUCAAGAUGAUUUUGAAGGCUCUCACUACCCAUUGCUUAUUCCUGAAAGGUUUUCAGGUCCAACUGCCUAUCUGACGUCUGCUGUAUUUUCCACCAGCAACCUUAUCAUGGUUGUGAAUGGCAAAGUGUAUCUCUAUGGACUACAAAGUGGAAGGUGGAGAGCUGCAGUAGGUGUAAAUCUCAAUACGACACACGUCUCUUCACUUCAGUGCUGCACAAUUAUCAGCAAGACCUGCCUGGAUGUCAGCUCCAUUGUUCUGACUUAUGAGAACGGGGUUACUUUGGAUCAGAGGAGAUUGUGGAUAUCCUUCAAUGGCGGUUUUGCAUUUAGGAGACUUCAGAUGAAUUUCACGACUAUCUCCAGUCACAUUGUUGAAGGAUUCAUCAACCUCCCAACAAUAUCGGCCAUUGCACUUGUGCUGAAAGAUGGAAACAAGAUACACCUGAAGUACAUAAUGACAAAGACUGAAGUGACCUCCCAAGUGGUUGUCCUGAGUCCACAAGAUACCACUGUUACAGUGACUCAGGUGCAAGGAUUGAAAGGACAUUUACUGUUGUGGACUCCAAACACUCUGUACUUCUCCACAGAUAAUGGACAAGUUUUGACGAAACUUAAUUUCCAGGCCAGCGGCACAACUCUUCAGACACUUGCCACAAAUGAUUUUGGUGAAAUUGCAAUCCUGCUGCGUAACAAGUUGGUCAUCUAUGGACACAUCAGCCUGAACCCUGACACUAUUCAGCUGCAAGAUCAGCCAGAUAUCCAAGAUGGGUCAGUAAUGAUGUUCACCCCGUCCAGAGAUCUCCUGAUCAUCAAAGCCAUUUCUUCACCUGUGGAUAACGUUGUGGAUUUCUUGCACUGCCCUAUCAUAAUUGACCAGAGUAUUGGAAAGGGAAAUGCUUCUGACGUCUGUCUGAUAGAUGAUUUAGAAAGUGAUUUUUAUGGAAGUACUCUUUACAUCGACAAGACCAGAUCCUUUUUGUUGACCAUGAACUUUGUCUCCAGAUUGUCAAAUGACUUGACUCCUUUGGUGGCUUUAACAAAUCCACACGUGUUAAAUGCAAACACAGCAAUGGAGAAGGACUUCAAGAGCGAGGAUGGGAUGCAUUACUCUUUCAAAAUUAAUGUGUCCUUGGAGCAAGAUGAAAAAAAGAAGGACCCAAGCCUUUAUAACAGCACUAUUGUUGGAAGUUUUGUGACCCUCACCUCAGACUUCAAAGAGAAGGACAUCAGCUGCAGAAAUUCCUAUCCUCAGUAUGCCCAAUUCAGCAUUGGAUGUCCACCCAGUAAAUAUAUCCGGAUUUCAAGCAACUUCACUGUGUGCGAGAAGGACCUCUUCAGUCCCUACCAACUGGCCAACAAUUUCACUUACACGAUUUCAAAAAAUGUCUAUGAUCCUGAGUUUCUUUCUAAUAGUGAAACAGCUACAGAAGACCUAUCUGUGUAUUAUAAUUACACAAAAUAUGGCUGCCCCAUUCUGGUGAAUUCGAAGAUACCCUGGAUUCCACUUCUGGAACUGUGGGAGGACGACCAGUUUGUCGAAUACGUGCCCGCAGAUUUUGUGCUGUAUGAGACCCACGGCAUGUUCAAUUUUGGCUACUUGAAAACUGUCGAGACAUCUCAGUGUGUGACGCAGCCUCAGAACUGGAAGGAAAUGCUGAACAGACAAGUGUUUCCCAACCCAAACACCGCCUGGACAAGAAAGAAUUACAGAAACUGCAGAAACACAAACGGCCCUCCCAUCACUCAUCCAGAUGUGCAUUAUGAAGUUCUGAAGAGACACUACUGGAAUAAAGUGAAGUUUCCCAAAUACAAUGGAAUCUUCAUCUUUAAGGCUAUUGUGGUGGAUCCAGAUUACAGUUUCUGCAGUCUCAACACAACCUUCAGCGUCUAUGUGAUCCGCACAGCCUACCGAGAAAACAGGAUCCAGUCAUCGAAAAUCCGAUACUUAUUGGGGCCGUCUUUUGUGGGCUUCUAUUUAUUUAUGUUUGCUGUGUGGAGGAUUAUCAAAAUGAUUCAAAACAAAUGCUUUUAAGUCUUCAAUUUAUGUUCCCGGGAGAAGAUCGAGAGUGUCUACCGAGCCAUGUAGUUGAAGAAGAAACCUUGACAACCUUUAAGAAACAUCAAGAUGAGAUGUUGGGACAGCUUAGCUAUUAGCUGAACAAUCGAGCUUGAUGGAGUGAAUGGUCUCUCUUCGUUUGUCAAGUUUUUUAUGUUCUUCUGUAAUGGAAGGUGCCACAAAAUAA